Achroia grisella is the source of this 1077-nucleotide messenger RNA. RefSeq lists its product as uncharacterized. The transcript has a single exon. Bases 108 to 875 code for a protein of 255 amino acids. The record is from RefSeq and is a predicted model, not a curated record. NCBI's taxonomy places the organism in Eukaryota, Metazoa, Arthropoda, Insecta, Lepidoptera, Pyralidae.
GAUAAAUGCCAGUGCUCAAGUAUUUUCUGCACAUUUCAAUAGACGCAACCGCUUGAACUGGACAUUGGUCCAGUGUUGGGACUGGACUGACGCGGUUUCCGAUCAAAAUGCAGUGCCGCGGAAGUUUUGUCCUGUUGUGUUUGAGUGUGAUUGCCGUCGCUUCCGCCGGAUCUUUUGGAGAUGGGCUAAAGCUUUUAGGGAAAGUGUACAAGAACUGCGAACACUCCCAGGAAAUUAUUAAGUGCUUCAAGGUCCAUGCCGCGAAAUUCGCUGAUAGGGCAGCCCGUAUGGAAACACUUCCACUUGUGGAUGGUGUAUCGUUAGUCAAAAGGUCAGAUUCAGGGAGAGCAUUCCCCUCAUCUCUACCAGAAGGCGACUUGAAUUCAUUACCUUCGGAUCAAAUUGACAAAUACCUCAACCUUGCUACUACAAAGUUACUGCAAACUCAUCGAGUUGUAAUAUCACCAGGUUCAGUAGGAGAUGAUGUAGGAAGAUCGAUAAAUGAAGCGAGAGGUAAACUGAAGAAGUUGAUUGGGCCGAUUAUUGCUGGAGUUGCCAUUAAAGGCGGUUUCCUCGCAAUAGCCUUCCAGGCGAUUGCCCUUAUUGCUGGAAAAGCUCUACUUAUUGGCAAGAUCGCAUUAUUGCUUUCGGCGAUUAUCGGACUAAAGAAGCUGGUAUCAGGCGGUGAAUCCCACGAGAAGACAACCUAUGAGAUCGUAAAACAUCCUCAAGUUUCCCAGAGUCACACAUAUUCCUCGUCCCAUUAUGGAAGCGACUUCGAUGCCACUGGUCCAGGAGGUCACUACAGAAGAAGUGUUGAAGAUGAGGCUGCAGCCCAGGAUAGAGCUUAUCGGGCCUAUGCCAAAAAGCAGUAGAAAUAAGAUGUUUUAAGAAAAUGACUUACGACUCUUAACAAAAGACAACGACGAUAAAAUGGGCAUUAUAAUACGUAGCACGAACGGAUGUAUUUUGGCCCUUUUGCUAAUGCAAAUAGGAAACAAAGAUUAUUUAUAUUAGAUAUUGUAAUGCUUGAAAUCGAUUUAGAAAAAUAUAUUAAUGCUAGUAGACUAAUUUAUG